This is a messenger RNA of Zingiber officinale, 1964 nucleotides long. RefSeq names its product adenine/guanine permease AZG1-like. NCBI's taxonomy places the organism in Eukaryota, Viridiplantae, Streptophyta, Magnoliopsida, Zingiberales, Zingiberaceae. Gene Ontology annotation, biological process: transmembrane transport. Gene Ontology annotation, cellular component: plasma membrane. The transcript has a single exon. Gene Ontology annotation, molecular function: purine nucleobase transmembrane transporter activity. The record is from RefSeq and is a predicted model, not a curated record. Bases 71 to 1762 code for a protein of 563 amino acids.
CGAAUGUUAGUUGAGAUUGCGAAGUGUAAAGUUGAGCGCCCAUUCCUUGCCCUGUCCGGCUGUCGUCCCGAUGGAACCGAUGGCGCCAGGCGAGAGGCUGCCGUCUACGGUAGAGCCGCAGUCAUGGCUCGGGCAGUUCAACACGGCCGUCUCCGAUUCGUGGGUCGGACGGCACUUCAAGCUGCGCGAGCGCGGCACCAGCUUCACCACCGAGCUACGAGCCGGCACCGCUACAUUCCUUACCAUGGCCUACAUCCUCGCCGUCAAUGCCUCCAUCCUCGCCGACUCCGGUGCCACCUGCACCGUCGACGAUUGCCUCCGACCCUCCCCCUCCUGCCGCCUCCCGCCAGUCGAUGCCGGAUAUGCCGCCUGCGUGGACUGCGCUCGCCGUGACCUCAUAGUCGCCACCGCAGCCGCUUCCACCAUCGGGUCCUUCAUCAUGGGCGCCUUCGCCAAUCUUCCCCUGGCGUUAGCCCCCGGCAUGGGAGCCAACGCCUACUUCGCCUAUACCGUCGUCGGUUUCCACGGCUCCGGCAACCUCCCCUACCGCACUGCCUUAGCUGCCGUCUUCCUCGAGGGCCUUCUCUUCCUUACCAUAUCUGCCCUGGGAUUCCGAGCCCGGCUCGCCAAGCUCGUGCCCAACCCCGUGCGCGUCUCCACCUCCGCCGGCAUCGGUCUCUUCCUCGCCUUCAUUGGGCUGCAGGGCAACCAGGGCGUGGGCCUCGUCGGUUAUAGCUCCUCCACCCUCGUCACCCUGGCAGCCUGUCCCCCUAACUACCGUGCGAAUCUCGCCCCCGUCGAGACCUUCUCCAACGGUUCUGUCUCUCUCAUCCCCGGAGGCACGGUCUCAGGCAGCGUGCUCUGCCUGCACGGUCGAAUGGAGUCGCCGACCUUCUGGCUCGGUGUCGCCGGGUUUUUCAUAAUCUCAGUCUGCCUCAUCAAACAAAUCAAAGGAGCCAUGAUUUACGGCAUCGUGUUCGUCACCGCUGUCUCCUGGUUCCGCCGCACCUCCGUCACCGCCUUCCCAAACACUCCAGUCGGCGAUGCGGCAUACCGCUACUUCAAGCAGGUGGUCGAUGUGCACCGCAUCGAGUCCACAGCGGUGGCGCUCAGAUUCCGCGGCGUCGGCACCGCGCGCUUCUGGGAGGCUCUCCUGACCUUCCUCUACGUGGACGUGCUGGACACGACUGGGACGCUCUACUCCAUGGCGCGGUUCGCCGGCCGCGUGGACGACGCAAGCGGCGACUUCGAGGGGCAGUAUUUCGCGUUUAUGUCGGACGCAUUCGCCAUCGUGGUGGGGGCGCUGCUGGGAACGUCGCCGGUGACGGCGUUCAUCGAGUCGUCGACGGGGAUAAAGGAAGGGGGAAGGACGGGGAUGACGGCCCUGACGGUGGCGGGCUACUUCGUGCUGUCGUUCUUCUUGACGCCGCUUCUGGCGUCGAUUCCGGCUUGGGCGGUGGGGCCGCCGCUGGUGCUGGUGGGCGUGCUGAUGAUGAAGACGGUGGUGGAGGUGGAAUGGGAGAACAUGAGGGAAGCCAUCCCCGCCUUCGUCACCAUCAUUUUGAUGCCCCUCACCUAUUCAAUUGCGUACGGCCUCAUCGGUGGCAUUGCCACCUACAUCGUCCUCCGCCUCUGUGACUGCAUCUGCUCUGUACUCGUCAAGAGCUUCCAUCUUCUCCACAAUAGCUCUGCUUUAUUACCUUAUUCAAUCAAUGUGGAUGCUAAGCAGCAGAUUGAGCUUAAUGAUCAAGAACCAGUAUAACACACUUAAUUAACUUUUAACGUCCAGAAGCCAUAUCAAAAAACAGAACCCAAGUUACAAAUGUUUGGAUUUUUCUCUAUUUUCUUUGUUUUAUUGUUGCUGUAGUACCUAGUGAUGAAUGCUGCUUCUGUUGUACUUUAGCUUUGUUCUAUUAUUUUGUUUCUGGUGAAGGGAAAUUGUUGGCACUAGCUUUAACCUUUAG